Molecule: messenger RNA, 249 nt
Organism: Penicillium cinerascens
Lineage: Eukaryota; Fungi; Ascomycota; Eurotiomycetes; Eurotiales; Aspergillaceae
Exons: 4
Coding region: 1-249 (82 amino acids)
Source: RefSeq, a predicted model, not a curated record
AUGGUGUGGAAUCAGUUCUGGCUGAGAACCCUGGAGAUCUGGCUGACCACCAGACUCCUGCGAAGUCCCAUCUUCCAUCAGAUGGUCGGUCGAGUCCAUCAGCGUGUGCAACAUAUCCGUCAUGGCAUUCCACCCGAACCAUCUCGGACGUCCCUGGAGAACAACGAAUCCAGUUUCAACAAGUUCAUAAAGUACUUCAAGGAGGAAAUCAAGGAUCAGGUGAAGGGAAACCCUCGGAACAAAUUGUGA